GAUCAAAAGUAAUUUUUUUCUCGAUUCAAAGUUUAAUUUAAUCUUUGUAUUUCGAUUCAAUCAUUUCAGUGUUAGAUAAACGAACAUUAUUCAUUAUUCAAAAUGUCUUAUAUGUUACAACAUUUACACAAUGGAUGGCAAGUUGACCAAGCAAUUUUAUCCGAGGAAGAUCGAGUUGUCAUCAUUCGCUUUGGACAUGAUUGGGAUCCGACCUGUAUGAAAAUGGACGAAAUCCUUUAUGGUAUAGCUGAAAAGGUGAAAAAUUUUGCCGUCGUCUAUUUGGUGGACAUAACUGAAGUGCCGGAUUUUAAUAAAAUGUACGAAUUAUAUGAUCCAUGUACAGUCAUGUUCUUUUUUCGAAACAAACACAUCAUGAUCGAUUUGGGUACUGGUAAUAAUAAUAAAAUUAAUUGGGCGCUAGAGGAUAAGCAAGAAAUGAUCGACAUUGUCGAAACAAUAUAUCGCGGUGCACGAAAAGGCCGUGGUCUGGUGAUUUCACCAAAAGAUUAUUCUACUAAAUAUCGAUACUAGAAUUUUUAAUGUAAUUUAUUUUAAUUAAACUGAAUGGGUGUGAAAUAAAACAAAUGUUUUCAUUGUAAAUAU
Molecule: messenger RNA, 603 nt
Organism: Dermatophagoides pteronyssinus (European house dust mite)
Lineage: Eukaryota; Metazoa; Arthropoda; Arachnida; Sarcoptiformes; Pyroglyphidae
Gene: Dim1
Product: thioredoxin-like protein Dim1
Biological process (GO): mRNA splicing, via spliceosome
Cellular component (GO): spliceosomal complex; U5 snRNP; U4/U6 x U5 tri-snRNP complex
Source: RefSeq, a predicted model, not a curated record